CUUCGCUCACAGAACAGAAGCGUAAUGAUAAAAUGGAGUACAUAUUUAUACGUGCGGAUAAUAUACAAAGUAAUUUUAGGUAAAUAUCUGUAUAUACGUGAAAUAAAAACAUAAUUAUAACUACAGUUCGGUUUAUAUAUGUGUGAUUCACAAAAUCAAAGUGUUUUAUUCAGUGAAAUUUUCGGUUAAAGUGUAAAUUGUCAUCCGAUUCAGUAAAAAGAGAACAACCGAAACAGACAGAUCUUAGGUAUCCAUGCGAUGGUGUGGUGAGAUGAACAAGAAGGCGAUAUGUGCCGCUUAAAGCGAUGGACUCUUACGACUUGUUCGGCGAAGAUGGAAGUGGUAUGUUGGACGGUCUGCCCGAACUGGGCUCUGAUCAUUUCGAACCUGCGGUGACGGGAACGCGCAAUGCUACAUCGGCCUAUUCUCAGCCUGCAUACUCGCAAGAGACCCCCCUUCAAAAAUUGGCUUCAUUCGGCGGAACAGAUUUCAACCACAUGGAUCCCAACGCGCAAGCGAUGUACGCUCAAGGUUACGGAACCGAUAGACCAAUGGGACCUCCGGGCAGCGCCUACGGUCACCAGCGACAGAUGGCACGACCGCCGCCCACACCGCAGGCGGCGAACCCAAAUCAGUAUCCCUAUCAGACAGACAACAUGUAUUCAAUGCCGGACCAUCAGUUAGGAAGUAUGGGAGAUGGAAACAACAUGCAAGCUGGUUGGGGGCAACAUUCUGCGGCAGCGGUCGCUGCCUCUGCGCCAAAUUACCCGAUGCAUAGAUAUUCCCAGAUGGGAGCUUACCGACAACAAACCCUUUCAGCUUACCAGCAAGAAACGCAAAAACAGCAAUUCCACCCUAUGAUGCAACAACCUCAUCAGCCCGCUGCGUAUCAGAUGCAGCAACGACACGCUCCCCAUUACCCCCAAAGCAGCGCGGGAUACCCUACACCUGCUGCUGCUCAAGGUUAUGGAAGUUACAUGCACCAACGAUUACCUCAACAUCAUCAAUAUCCUCACGCACAUCACCAAAUGGAGAUGGGAGUCUCGCAAGCGCAACAGUACGGUCAGAUGGGACAGUCUUUGGCUGGACAUCCCGUCCCUCAUGCCAGUUCGACACCUUCGCACAUGAAUCAACCGCCUCAUCCUGGACACCCGAGCGGUCAUCCAUCUGGCCAUCCUGCGUCAAAUCAAGCCUUGGCUACACCUCAACCGACUCCCCAAAAUCCGAUGUCCCACCCAAGUAGCAUGGGAUAUAACCAAACGCACCAAUCUAUGCAGCAAACAAUGCAACAGAGGUCGAUGGAAGUACCCGCUCCUAAUCAACAAUAUCCUCAGAAACACCCGGCAGGUCCCAUGGGUAACUCGAGUCCGCAAUAUAGAGCUCCCUUUCCGCAGUUAUCGCCGCAAAUGUCUCCUAGACCUCAAAUGUCGCCUAGACCUCAAGCACCUCAGAUGUCGCCACGCCCAGUGAUGUCUCCAGCUAAGCCAAACAUGUCCCCACAUCCUCAAAUGCAACAAACGAAUCUUAGUCCUAGACCUGCCACAAGCUUAACGCCAAAAACGACCGCUGCAUCGCCAGCUCCUAUUCCGCCUUAUUCGCAACAAAGUACCUUGCAGGCACUUGAACAAAUGGUGAUGCCUCCUUCCAGUACCAACAACACUGAGUACCCACCUUAUUCUUCCAGGACAUCGUUGAUACCUCCUCAACCUUCUCAGAACCCAUUAUCGCCAGUUAUGGGAAUGAGAAACCAAAUGGCCGAUCAGUGGCCAAACCAAUCACCUAGACAGCCGCCUUCGCAUAAUAUUUCUAGUAUAAACGGACUUAUGGGAAUGAUGGAUCCUAAUCAAAUGCAAGGUAUGCAACAGCCACAAGCUCAACCACCGCCGCCGCCACAACAACAACAGCAGCAGCAGCAACAACAACAACAGCAGCAGAUUCUGCCGCAUUCUCAACAGUCAAAUAUGCCUCCAUCAUCUCAAUCUUUACCCUCGAAUCAAAAUUCAAAUAAUCCAGGAUUGCCCCCUCAGAGCAUGAGCUUCAACUUUGGAAAUGAGGAUUUACGAAGCGACUUGAAUAAACCAACUAACAUUUCUAUUCCAGAAAUGCCUAGAGAAACAACAACUCCCCAAAAUUUACCUCUGAGUACACAUAAGGACUUUGCUCCCCCCAUACACUCAGUACAAUCUCCUACAAAUAGUUUGCCCGAUAAACAGCCUAGCAGUACAACUAACUCAGAGAUAAAUAGAGGAGAGAUAAACAUUCCGUACUCUACAGCAGCUAGUAUAUCACCACAUCCUCCUACACCUACCCCUUCUUCGACAACAGAUGAUAAUAUAAAUAAUGCCCCAGAUGUUAGUCUUCCCCUAAGCGAAUCGUCUAAACCGAUAGAAGAAUUAGGCGAAAACGCUUCGCCAAUUGAACAACCGACACAGAGCAAAACGACAAAUAGUUUCACUGACUUCAAUUGUGUGUCAAGUAUGUCUGGUUAUAAUAGUGAACCAAGUACACCAAAGACUAUAACUAAGAUGGAUGAUUUGGUGCAAUCUAACGCACCGUCGACAUUUUCACAAGAAAAUUCUUUAUCACAAGACUCGUCAAUGGAUUCUACAAAUGAUGUAGUAGCACCAUCGAAUACUCACUCAUCGUAUCCACAUUCUCUUAAUCAAAAUAGCAAUUCCUCUUUCCCUACUAGUUUUUCGAAUAGUGUUCAUACGCCGCAAAAUCAGCCUGCUACUUUACCAUCUGAAGUAACGUCGCCUCCUUCUAAUGUGAUGUCAAACCAAAUAAGUACAAGUAGAUCGUCGCCUUCGUUACUAUCGAAUACAAGUCAGACCAGCACAAAUUUAACUCCAACAUCUGUUGUUCAUACAUUUGGUUCUCAUCAGGACUUGCCCAGUACCCCUACAAGCGUGCCUACCCCUGCUCCGAUAAUGAGCGAAGCGAAUGUUCCAGUAUCUGUACCUCCAGCGAUUUCGAAUACGAUUACCCAAGUAAGUCCAUUGAAUAGUACAACACCACCUGUUUCUGUUGGAGGUGCGCCUAAUCAAAUUCCCCAGAUGCCUCUCACAAAUCCUAUGAUUGGUAACUUGCCACAAAAUCAUACGAGCAUUCCAUCUAGCCAAAGCAAUAGCUUAUAUGAUCAAAAUUCUGCUAUGCCACCAAGAAGUCUUGCUACAGGUAUGCCGCACACUAUGCCACCAAUGACACAUCCUAAUUUGCCUAUGGGUAUGCCACCUCACCCAGGUAUAAUGCCACUCACUAUUUUACCGAGUCAAGAAUUCCAAGGCUACCAACCACCGAUAAGUCAUCAGCAAGAAAGAGCUGCUCUACAGCAGCAGCUCCAAGAACUUUAUUGUAUGCCUCCUGGCCCUGAUCAUCAAGAGAAAAUAGCCCAUUUGCAAGAACGCCUAAACGUUCUUAGUCAACAUGAAGCUACAGAACAAUGUAACGGAGGUCCACAAUGCGUUCUACAAUCGCCUCUUUUCACGUCUCCCAUGAUUGAUAGUCCACAAGUAACAAGCACAACAGGAAGAGGUAGAUCAAAGAGCGGUGCUAGAGCCAAAAAGCCUCGACAAAGAAAAGGCGAAAAGGCUGCUUCUCCGAUCCAGAUGCCCCAGCCAAUUUCUAACGUCGCCUUGACCCCACAACAACUUCCAGUAUCGGAAGAUUGUGUUACACCUGGUGCGGGGCUGAGCAUUUCUUCUGAGGAACCUACAGAUAUUAUGGAUAUGGGAGAAGAUCCCAUGGGUGGAGAAAUUGCUGAAAAGAAAAAACGUAAACCAAGAGGUCAAAGUAAGCCAAAACAAACCAAAGAUUCUCAGGAAGCAGCCGAUCUUAAGACUCCUAAAGAAAGAAAGAAAAGAGAACCUAAAGAUCCAAAUUCAAAGAAACGCAAUAGAAAGAAGAAGGGCGAUAAUUUGGAAGAUAGUGGGGCUAGUGACACUUUGAAUAAAUCUGGAGAAAUGAUGGAAGAUUCCUUAUCCGAAGCUGUCAGAGAUAAUGUGAACGAAGCAUCAGGAAAUGCAUCCGCAGACGAGACGAAAUCUCUUCCUGAAGAAAAGGCUCUACCAGAUUCAGCUCUAGCUUCUUAUGAUUCGACAACAGGUGAUUUGUCUGGUGAAACUGAUGCUGUGGUUGAUUCUCAAACCCCUGAUGAUGUUUCUGAAUCUAUACCAGAAUCUACAGAGACUGUUGUUAAAGACGAAUAUGCUUUCGAAGAUCAACCUUUGAGUCCCCAAGAAUUGGGAGAAUUGCCACGUAAGAAGCGCAUACGCGCCCCAGCAAAGAAGCCUUCCGCACCCAGAGUAAGAAAUAGGAACACUUCUGGGUCAUCCAGGAGUAGAAGACGUAGGGGACCUAUCGUACCAGAAUCUGAUGGAGAAAACGAUGAUAUGGCUUCAUCACCACCUCCUUCUCCUCAGGAUGAGGAUUCUAAUAAAAGACGUUCCGCUAGAAACACACAGAGGAAAAAAUAUAUCGAUGAUGUUAUGCUCCGUUUCUCUGACGACGAUUCGCCAGUAUCACAAUCAAAGAAAAAAUCAUCAACUGGUCCUGUACCACCUUCUGUACCUCGACCAGAGUCUUCUCAAUCCAAUAACGAAGAAAAAACCGAGAAUGCCAAUAAACCCAAUUUUGUUUAUGUCAACACAACUGAGGAAGAUUCUAUGGUUGUUCAACAUGUUCUUUCAUCGAGAAUGGUGAUGAGGCCUAAAAAACCAGCUCCUCCAUCUGAAGAACAAAACAACGAAGAGCAGAAAAAGGAUGAAAAUGAAGAAAAUGGAAAAGGGUCUGUCGAAAAGGAUAUUGAUGUAGAAGAUAGUAAAGACUCAGAUAAGGAUGAUGAUGAUGAUGAGGAAACUAAAAAGGAAAAGAAAACAUCUAAUGAAUCAUCUGAUAGUAAAGAUACAGAGAUGGUGGAAGUCGAAGAAUAUUAUGUAAAAUAUAGAAACUUUUCUUACCUGCACUGCGAAUGGAAAACUGAAGAAGAACUUUUCAAGGGCGAUAAACGAAUAGCCAACAAAAUUAAGAGGUUCAAGCAGAAGCAAGCACAACAAUUGAAUAUAUUCGAAAAUCUUGAAGAUGAACCCUUUAAUCCUGAUUAUAUAGAGGUGGAGAGAGUAUUGGAUGUUGCAGUGCAUACUGAUCCUGUUACACAAGAAACUGUUAAACACUAUUUAGUGAAAUGGAGAUCUUUGCAAUACGAGGAUUGUACGUGGGAGUUGGAGGAGGAUGUCGAUCCUAUAAAAAUCGAACAAUAUGAGAGGUUCAAUAAACUCCCGCCCAAAGAUCAGUGGAAGCCUAAGAAAAAGCCAACCCCUGAAGAAUGGGUGAAGUUGGAUAAAUCCCCCAUAUACAAAGCAGGAAACAGCUUGAGAGAAUAUCAAUUAGAAGGUUUGAACUGGUUGCUUUUCUCAUGGUAUAAUGGCAGAAAUUGUAUUUUGGCUGAUGAGAUGGGUCUAGGAAAAACGAUACAAAGUUUGACUUUCCUGAAUUCGGCCUGGGAAUAUGGUAUGAGAGGGCCCUUCCUAGUCAUCGCCCCAUUAUCUACUAUUCCCAAUUGGCAGAGGGAAAUUGAAGCAUGGACAGAAAUGAAUGUGAUCGUCUACCAUGGUUCUGCAGCUAGCAAGAAUAUGUUGCAAGAAUAUGAAUUGCAUUAUAAGAAUGAACAGGGAAAACCGAUAAAGGAAUUAACUAAAUUCAAUAUACUCAUUACAACAUUCGAAAUCAUAGUUACUGAUGUUGCAGACCUGAAAGGUUUCAACUGGAGAAUAUGCGUUAUAGAUGAGGCUCAUAGACUCAAAAAUAGAAAUUGUAAAUUAUUAGAUGGUUUGAGACAACUGAAUUUGGAACAUAGGGUUUUACUAUCAGGAACGCCAUUGCAAAACAACGUGAAUGAACUGUUUUCACUCCUUAACUUUUUAGAACCUGAACAGUUCAACAGUUCCGAGGCUUUCCUACAGGAAUUUGGUGCUUUGAAAUCCGAACAGGAAGUCCAAAAGCUGCAAUGUUUACUCAAACCGAUGAUGUUGAGAAGAUUGAAGGAAGAUGUAGAAAAAUCUUUAGCCCCGAAAGAAGAAACUGUGGUAGAAGUAGAGUUGACUAACAUCCAGAAGAAAUAUUAUAGAGGUAUAUUGGAACGAAAUUUCUCUUUCCUUUCCAAAGGAACAACCAAUAGUAACAUACCUAAUUUAAUGAAUACAAUGAUGGAACUGCGAAAAUGUUGUAUACACCCCUACUUGUUAAAUGGAGCUGAGGAACAGAUUCAGUACGAGUUCAAACAGACACAGGGGGAUGAUUCUGAUGCAUAUUAUAAGUCAUUGAUCCACUCCAGUGGUAAAAUGGUUCUUAUAGAUAAAUUGCUACCUAAAUUGAGAGCUAAUGGACACAGAGUAUUGAUAUUCAGUCAGAUGGUUAGGUGUCUUGACAUUUUAGAAGAUUAUUUGAUGUAUAGAAAGUAUCCCUUUGAGAGAAUUGACGGUAGAAUCAGAGGAAACUUACGACAAGCGGCAAUAGAUAGGUUUUCAAGACCUGACAGCGACAGGUUUGUGUUCUUGCUGUGUACGAAAGCUGGUGGAUUAGGAAUAAAUUUAACAGCUGCCGAUACUGUUAUUAUAUACGAUAGUGAUUGGAAUCCGCAAAAUGAUCUUCAGGCACAGGCUAGAUGCCAUAGAAUCGGGCAGCAAAAAAUGGUCAAAAUAUACAGAUUAUUAUGCAGGAAUACAUAUGAAAGAGAAAUGUUUGACAAGGCUUCCCUGAAGUUGGGUCUUGACAAAGCUAUAUUACAAAGUAUGAAUACUUCCCAAGGUGGCAAAGAUUCUAGCAACCGACAGUUGAGUAAGAAAGAAAUUGAAGAUUUGCUAAAAAAGGGUGCUUACGGCGCAUUGUUAGACGAAGGCAACGAUGGUGACAAGUUUUGCGAAGAAGACAUAGAUGUUAUCCUUGCAAGAAGAACGCAAGUCAUCACUAUGGAAUCUGAGAAAGGCUCCACAUUCUCUAAGGCAAGUUUCGCUUCGAGUGCGAACCGUUCAGACAUUAACAUUGACGAUCCAGAUUUCUGGAACAAAUGGGCGAAGAAGGCGGAAAUUGAUACGACAGAGAAAGACGAAAGUGAGGACUUAGUGAUCUCGGAACCAAGAAGGAGAACUCAGAUCAAAAGGUACGGACAUGAUGAGAGUGCUAUAGACAUGUCCGACUUAGAGACUUCUUCUGAUACUGAUCCAGAAAACGAAGGUGUUCCGGGAAUGGGACGUACUAGAAGGAGUAAGCUUAAGAAAAAGAAGCUUAGGGAUGAUUAUUAUCCUCGAGAAGGGGAAAAAGGCGAAAUCGUUUAUGGCAGUUGGGCAAGAAGGGAAUGCUUUAUGGUUGAGAGAGGUCUACUCACUUUUGGCUGGGGAAGAUGGCAUGAAAUUCUUCAAAAUUCACAGUUGAGAAAAGGAUGGAAAGAUGUGGACAUUGAAGACUGUGCCAGAAUUAUACUUCUCUACUGCUUAAGAUUUUAUAGAGGAGAUGAGAAAAUAAGGUCGUUCAUUUGGGAUUUGAUUACUCCUGGAGAUGAGUCGAAGGUUUCUAAAAAUCACCAAGGGUUGAAGGAUCCUGUACCGAGGGGUAUAAGAAAUAAACAUAAAAAGAAGAAAGAUAAUACUUUAGAUGCAGUGGAUGAUCCAAAUCAUUGGAGUAAGGACGAGAAAUAUGAUGGAGACCUCUUUUUAGAAAGCAAUUACAAAAAGCAUCUGGGUCGACAUGCUAACAAAGUUUUAUUACGAGUUCGAAUGCUGUAUUAUAUCAAACAUGAAAUUGUAGGAGAUUUGGUUCAACACAUAGCUGACGGAGUACAUGCCAGUGCCUUGCCGAUAAACCCUCCCGUAACGGAGCAAUUACCUACUGAGUGGUGGGACAGUGAGUGUGACAAGUCUCUGCUCGUUGGCACGCUGAAGCACGGCUAUGAGAACUACACUGCGAUGCGCGCCGACCCUAACCUUUGUUUCCUGUCCCGCUGUGGCCCUCCCUCCGAUCGAGAUCUUCAGAUGCUGGCAGCCUCGAAUUUGCAACCGUCAACGCCCUCUACGGCAAACAACGAGGAAGAAGCGGAAGAGGAUGACGGUAAUGACGAGAAUAAAUCUAAAACGAAAGAAAGUGCCGAUUCGGAAAUUCCUGAACCGUCCCCGGGGCCUUCUGGGUCUUCCGAGACCCACAACCCUGACGAAGAGACGAGGACAGAGGAAACAUUGGACGAUAAGCAAUGGCCUACUAUAACUGAUCUCAACACCAGGUUGAGACGAGUAAUUACCUCUUACCAGAGAAGUUAUCGUAAGGAAGAACAAAAGCUGGCUAAUAGCAAAUUGAAGUUAUUGCACUGUGUCCAGAACGCCAUAGAACCGCCCUCCAUGUCUUCACCGUUGGCCGCAUUAGCCCAGGUGUCGCAGCAGUUCGAUGGGAGAGACUCUGUACCAGGCCUUGGAUUGCCAGGAUGGGACUUGCAGCAGUUAGCUCUGUAUCUACUUAAGAUGGAACGUCAAGGCAAGCAAGUUAUUGAGCAAGCGAUGAGGGAGAAGGAGAAGUUGACCUUAAACAAGAGGUGGACAAAGAGGGAAGAGGCCGACUUCUUCAGGGUUGCGUCAUCUUAUGGCGUGAUAUAUUACCGAAAGAGGAAGGCUUAUGAUUGGUCAAAGUUCAAGCAGCUUUCGAAACUGGAAAAGAAGACUGAUGAGGAAUUGACUGAGUAUUAUAAGCAUUUUGUCAUGAUGUGCAAAAAGCAGACUGGUAUAUUGAAUGAAGAGGGUACUUAUGAUACAACUAUAGAACAUAUAGGGGAGGAAAAGGCCAGAAGGACUUUGGAGAGAUUGGAACUAUUGUCGCGAAUAAGGGAGGAGAUUAUAACCCAUCCGAAACUGGAUGAGCGUUUGAAGGUCUGUGUGACUUCAGCAGAUAUGCCCGAAUGGUGGAUCUCUGGAAAACAUGACAAAGAGUUACUUAUUGGUGUUGCCAAACAUGGCUUGGGCAGAACAGAUUAUUACCUUUUGGAUGAUCCCGAUUUAUCAUUCCACGAAAUAUUAAGGAAGAAGGUAACGUCCCAUGAAAUGAAGGAUUCCAAAGACGCUAUCAAAUUGGGAAGUCGCGAAGAUAUCCUGAAACUAAACAAGGAUGAAUUAUUAGUCAAACUGGAAAAAGGCGAAGGAAUAUUGAAGAUUGAAAAAGUAGUCAAAAAAGAAAACGCUGACGAAAAAGAUAAGAAAGAACAAGAACCCAGCAACAUUGAACUGUCAGUCGUGAAAUCCGAAGAUGAUGAGAACUCUUCCAAAGAUAAGGAAAUAAGUGAAACAAUAGAAGGCGAAGAUGAUGGAAAAAUCAAAGAAGAGAAAAAGGACGAGAGUGAACAAAGCGAAGAAAUUAAAGAAGGCGAGAAGGAGAAAGAAUCCGAUGAGCCGGAAGAUAUGACGAAAAAGUUGCAAUCGCCUGAUAGUAAACCAGCUGAGACGGUCAAGAAGACCCCUAUGGAGGAAGAAAAUGACCUAUGUUCAAAACAAGCGGCCGAAUUGAAAGCUAUGUUUCCAGAUUUGGAAGUUAUUCAACCACUUUCCAGGCUCUCCCAAAUCGAUACUUUCGUUCUGAGAGAUAAACAAGCAUCCGGAGCUUUAGAUUUCAGUGAAACUACGGUGGCCCAGCUGUUCACCAACGCUGUGAAGUGGCCUAAGGAAUACGCCAUACAAGUCAGGCUUCAGCACAUAAUAUACGCUGUAGAAACCAAAGAAUGGCCGGCGACCAAGAGCUUUUCAGCUUAUGCAACAGGCAUUGGCAACGAAUUUGAUAUACCGAUUCACGAGCUUCCUAAUGAACCCCCCAAAAGGGAGACUUCUACGCCAAUGUCUGUGGAUUCGGACAUUAAUCCUAAAAAGAGAAAACGUCACAUUGCUAUCGAUGUCGAGACUGAAAGGGCGAAGUUGCACGCUCUGCUCAACAGCACCAGUCAUUUGAGCAACCCCAUGAUGAAGCAUUCAAUGGGAUGGGAUAAUGACGAUUCUGAAGACUCGAGGAGAUCCACACCCGUCCAAAGCACCUUGCAGCCUCCUCCCGCACAUCAGGGAACAUCGAGGAUGAUGAGUAACAUGAACAUGCCUUACGAUUUGAAGUACCACGCACCUGUAGCCAAGACAAUUGGUCAGACUACGGUGAUUCCUGGCACCAGCAGUACAUUAACUCCUAUCGAUUUGAGUUCUAGUAUUCCCAAAUCUGAUAGAUCAUCAAUGAGUGAUAUGACAGAAGUUCAAGAUUUUUCCAUGCCUUCCAAGAAGAUGUCCAGUAGUAACUCGUCUUCUAAAAUGGGCGGUAAUAAGCUCGAUGACACAUUAUCUAAGUUGAUGAAGAGGAAAAAUUGCCCUGAACCUGAGCAGUUGGUAGGAAAGGAAAAGAAACGGAAGAAACUUGAUGAAAUUGUAUUGGGACUAUCCGCAGCCAAGGAACAAUCAAUGUUCCCGGAACCUACCAAGAAACCAACUAUUCCUCCUAGUGUUACUCUGACGCCAACAUCGGCACCAGUCAGCAGUUCUCAUAAUCCAUCACAAAAACCCUUCACCAUUACAGUUACAUCAGUUCCAUCUUCGUCCGCUUCUCGCAACGUAUCUAUGCCAAACAUGAUGCCAACCAUGCCAGGAUCUAGCAAGGACAGUUUCUCAUCUUUCCUUGCUCAAGCGGAACAACAAAACCUUCUUCUAAAGAAGCAGCAACAACAACGCAAGAGCUACGAGGCGAUGAUUGCUGAUAUCAGCAAAGUUUCCGAUUAUAGCGCAAAAGUAAAUUCCUUUUCGCACGAGGCCAAGGUCAACAAAUGGCUAGCUGAACAGAAUGCCGCUCUUGCCGAACAACCGUUAGGUGCGGAUUACCUAUCUCCUAGAAGAAGGAGACCCAGGAUUGAUCCUUCCCUCUUGGACUGGAAGAAACUCACCGGAGACGAGAACGUAUCAGUUAUUCAUAGGGUCAGCGGAAAGAAAUUGACCGGACCAAAAGCGCCGACGUUGAAGAGGUUAGGACAGUGGUUGUUGGAGAAUCCAAUGUACGAUAUCGAUCCUAAGUGGGCGGAAUUGGUGAAAGAACGAGGCAAUCUCAGCCACGACCUCCAAAAGCGCGUUCAAGGCGGAUCUUCAUCUUCAGGCUCAUCUAAAAAGAGUAACAUUCCAGGUAGGCCGCCCCUGAUGGCCAGUCCCACAGGCUCUAACUCCAGCGUUGGUUCUGCCGGAAUCAAUACUUCUCUACCAUCGAAUUUAUCAUUCCCCUCUUUAACAGGAGCUGGACUCGGAGGCAUAAAUUCCAAUCUUCUUUCAGGUUUAUCCGGAUUAGGACAGUUCGAUCCUAAAAAUAGUCCAUUGCUGAUGCCAUUCGCAGGUUUACCGAACAUGGGAGCGUUAGGGUCGAUGGGCGGUUUAGGAAAUCUCAAUAAUAUGAAUCUCUUUGCUAAUCUGGCGGGAUUAGGUUUGCCUGGUUUGGGCAUGGACCCAACAGCUUUGGCAGCCGCUGCUGCUGCAGCUGGAGUCGGAGGCGAUCCCCAGAAAUCCGGAGGCAAGGGCAGUGGUAGCAGUAAACAGUCGAAGCCUCAGGAAGCUCACAGCUCAAGCAAAUCUUCAAAUCCAUCAUCGAGCAACUCGAUACCGACAUCAAACCCAUUUCCAUUCUUUUUCCCUAAUCCUAGUCUACUAUACACUCCACUAGGAUUAGGAGGGUUGAAUCCGUUCACUUUGCAACCAGGUAUGUCUGCAGCUUAUGAUACUCUAGCUCAACAGUGUGGAUUACUCAACGGUGGUAAUCUUAAUCCCGCUGCGUCGCCGAACUCAAGCUCGAAAUCGAGCAAAUCCAGCGUGGGCUCGAGAGCCUCAGCCUCUUCAACGAUGACCACUUCCUCCUCCUCUAAACCUAGAACAUCUAGUCGUGAUGCUCAUCUUCAACAACUACUCUUGCCGCCCGAUACCCAAAUAUUGGAAAGCAUCACGAAGGCAGCAAGUUCUUUAGAUGCUUCCUUGAAACAAAUGAAAAACGACAAGAAGGAGGAGAAACGUAGAGCUCUCGAGAGUUUGAGGGGAAUGCUACCGACAGAUUUCACGACGCCAGACAAGCUGAAGGAAAAGAAAGAUCUACCAGGGUUGUCUGAUUUUACCAAAUUGCUAGAAGCACAAGUUAGUCAAACGGCUAAAAAGACUCAAGAACAACAAAUGAAAGAAGCUAUCGAGCAACUUAGUAAAAACAACGCCGAACUCAUGAUUUCUAAAACUUAUGUGCCGGACGAAAGAAUGACGCCAUCAUCAGCAAAGAGAAGUCGAGAAUCUAUGGAACCUAGUCCCGACGAUAACCCAGCCAAAAAGUUGAAGGAAUUUACUGAGAAAAUUUCGGCAGUAGAAACUUCCAAAGCUACUGGUGGUGAACAGGAAGGAGUGGACAUAGAAGCAUUGCUGCCACCCUCGACUGUGGUCAAAAGAUCGGGCGAAGAUGCUGAACCUCCGAAAGCAGAAGCUCAGGUUGAAACCGUUCAGCCGCCAGAACAGCAAGAACCAUCAGUUGUGGAGGAAAAGAAAGAAACGGAGGAGAAAAAGUUCGAAGACUCGGUAGGCGAUGAACCUCAACAACCAGUCAACGAACCUGAAAGGGAAACCUCGCCGCCAAAGAAAAGUACAAAGCGAACUCGCGGUAAGCGUAAAUCGGGAGACCUACCUCCCAUCGAUCCAGAAUCGGUGCGUGAGAAAAAGAAUCUACGUUCAAGUGCUAGUCGAUCAGCGGCCGCAGCUGCAGCACGCGCAGCAGCCGCAGAACAUGCCGCAGCCAAGUUAGAAGCUGAAAAACUGCGUGAAAGCGAAAGUGGUAACGCUGAUGUGUCGUAAAGUCUAUUCGUGUGAAUAAGGUGGAAAAGCUAUCGGUAACUUUUGGUGUUUCUAUAUCUCUUGUUUUAGUGGGAAAUUUGUUUUCAGGACUUUUUCGAAGACAAAAAUAUUUCCUUUUGGUUCAUAUAGUCGAAACAAAACUUUUGAGUUCUGAACGUAACCCAAAAAGUUAUCGAAGGAACGAAACAUGGACGAUCUGGGUAUCGCAAGUGUUGGUGGUGUGCGAAGUGAACUGUGAUACAUGAAGCUAAAUGAAAUUAGGAAGAACGCUUUUCAGUGCUUUAAACUUCUACUUAAACAGACUGUUAGGCCGUUUUGAGAAAAUGGUAUGCUGUAGUCGAGGUUUCUAAACAGACAACUGGAAAAUGAAAAAUACGCUUGAUAAAUUUUACUAUGUAUUCCCACUUUAUUAACAAUGAACUACUUAGGGUUACUUAUUGAAAUAAGCUUGAAUAAUUGGAAAUUGUUGUCUCAUUAUUGGAUGGAAUGCGUGAAAGGACUGGAGAUGUGUAGGGCGUCUUCAAAUUGGUUCUUCAUUUGGAAUAUUUGCAUAUUUAAAUCGAUAAAAAUAAUUGAAUUGACUGAAUUGUCAGUGUGGAGUCCAAGCAUAUAGCUCUUCAGAUAUUCAUCAAUAUAGUUUUUCUAAUAUAUUCUCAUUAUUGUAUAAAUGAAAGUUCUUCAAAUUUUACUAUAUAAGGUCAAAAUGAAGAAUUCAAACAGUCCUUCAGCAUUCCGUUUGAAAGAGGACGAAGUAAUAAGUAUAUUCGAAGACUCGAAUGAUAUGGAAUAGGACAUGCAUCUGAUAGUUGUAGCCCACAAUGAUAAUGUUGGUUACUUGUUUCUGUAUAUUUUUUGCUUUCUUUGUGUAAACAUACUGGGUGGGCGAAGACAUAUUAGGGAAUGUCCUGUUGCAAAAGAUUGAUAUUUUUUCCACUCAGUUAUUUUAUACAAUUUGUAUAUAAUAUACUUAAAGUAUUAUGACUUAUAAUUUUCCGACAGUGUGCAAAAUCUGUAAAUAAAACUUAGUGUUUUUAUUUCAAUUUUUUAUUUAAUCGUGUACGUUGAUUAGAGGUUUAAGAAGUCUGAUGAAUAUUUAUUAUUACUUUUUACCUUGAUCUUGAAAUCUGGUAUUUAUUUGAAUCCGCAUUUCCGUGAUUUAGAUCUGCUGUUGUCAUACUUACGACGUAUACACGUAUCAUAGCAUGGUAGCUCUCUCAUUUAUUGUUAUAAUGUUCAUAAUAGAUAAUUAAAUGAUAUAAAUCCAA
Messenger RNA from Coccinella septempunctata (seven-spotted ladybird), 14125 nucleotides. It is a transcript of the gene kis, whose product is annotated as chromodomain-helicase-DNA-binding protein 7. The transcript has 11 exons. Lineage: Eukaryota; Metazoa; Arthropoda; Insecta; Coleoptera; Coccinellidae. The record is from RefSeq and is a predicted model, not a curated record. Bases 306 to 12860 code for a protein of 4184 amino acids. Gene Ontology annotation, molecular function: protein binding; ATP-dependent chromatin remodeler activity; ATP binding.